AUGCAUGCGGCAGUUGAAUGCACACUCAGUGUAACGAAGUCGUUCUAUGACCUCACAACACUGAAGUCGUUGGUAUAUAAAGAGUUGGAUGUGAAAGGUGUGGCAUUGAAAUCGAGGAAAAUAAAGAUGUCUCGCAAUUGUCUGUUUGCCCUCACUCUUCUCGCUCUCGCAAUUCUUGCCUCAGCACACUAUGAACAGAGCUACCAGCAAGGGCAGCAAAUCAUCAAACACCGCUCAUACCAACGAUGCUUCUGCAAGUACUACCCCACUUUCACAUGCUGUGUGCAACCUCAACUUGCCGAAUGCCAGAUGCCCACACACUUCCCAACUUGCGCGCCAACCUACGAGAAGUGCGUGGAGACAUGCAAAGUGAACAUCUACUGCAUCCAAUACUGCCAGACUCGUUUCCGUCUCGUUCCUCAAUUCCCACGAUGUCACCAUCACCACCAUCACCACGAUCACUUCCAUUAA
This is a messenger RNA of Rodentolepis nana, 471 nucleotides long. The record is from the annotation of a GenBank genome assembly. NCBI's taxonomy places the organism in Eukaryota, Metazoa, Platyhelminthes, Cestoda, Cyclophyllidea, Hymenolepididae.